Messenger RNA from Anolis sagrei ordinatus, 3942 nucleotides. The record is from RefSeq and is a predicted model, not a curated record. NCBI's taxonomy places the organism in Eukaryota, Metazoa, Chordata, Lepidosauria, Squamata, Anolidae.
GGAUUGCUCCUGGGGGAGGUCUUUCCGUUGCUCUGACGCUCGCCGAGAGUGGCGUGGAAGAGGAGAGGAGAGGAGAGAGGAGGAAACGAAGCACCCCUUCUCCCUCUCUCUUCCCAUCCCAACCCACCGCCUCCUGGAUGGUGAGGCCCGAGGUGAGGGCUCUGGAGCGUCGCGAUGGGCUGUGGGGGUCCAGGGAGGCGCUCCAUGGCGACGAUGAAGGGAUGAAGACCACCGAGAGGUGUCUCCGGAGGAGUCGGGGGAGGAAGCACCCUUGAGGCGCCUUGGCUUUCGCCUCAGCCUUGAGGGAGGAACAGGAGGAGGAGGAGGAGGAGGAGGAGGAGGAGGAGGAGAAGCAGGCGCGCGGUCCAAGGCGGAGGAGGAGUGGGCGUCUGCCAGCCUUGGCGGAGGAGCCCUUCCUUCCUUCCUUCUUUCCGCCCGGAGUUGCCUGAGAGAAGGAAUCGCGGGAAGAGCGUUGCCCCUGCGCUGGGGGUCUCCGUGCCCUGCCUCUUCCCACUUAGGAGGAUUCCUCCCGCGUCCCCACCCCUUUGGAAGGAGGAUGCCAGCCCCCGAGGCGGAGUGAGAGCCCUGGCCUUGCCUCGCGGUCUCUGAGGAGGAGGAAGAGGAGGAGGAGGAGGAGGCGAGGCGAGGCUCCAGCCCUGAGGGCGCGCAGAGGGAUCCUUCGGCUGGAGGGCGACUGAGAAGGAAGGAGAGAGAGAGAGAGAGAGAGAGAGAGAGAAGGAAGGAAACAGGUGCCUCCUGCUUGGGGUGUCCCUCUUGGAGCCAUGGAAGCGAGGAGGAGGCCCCUGUGAAGCCCCCGUGAAGCUGCGGGCGAGGGUCGCCCGGCUCUUGUGGCUUGCUGCCGUCCCCUUGCUGGCCAUGCAGCCAGACCCAUGCUGCUAGGGGCGUCCUGGCUGUGCUCCUCCAAGGCGGCCGCCGCCGAGAAGCGGGCCGCGGAGGAGAGGCGGCGGCGGCGGGCGGCUUCGGCUCCCGGGGCCGCCUCGGCCAUGGACGAGUCCUCCUUGCUGGACCUGCUGGAGUGCUCGGUGUGCCUGGAGCGGCUGGACACCACGGCCAAGGUGCUGCCCUGCCAGCACACCUUCUGCCGCCGCUGCCUCGAGAGCAUCGUCAGCUCCCGGCACGAGCUGCGCUGCCCCGAGUGCCGCAUCCUGGUCGGCUGCGGCGUGGACGAGCUGCCCGCCAACAUCCUCCUCGUCCGGCUCCUGGACGGCAUCCGGCAGCGGCCCCGCGGAGGGGGAGGCGGGGGAGGCGGAGGGGCGGGCAACGGCAACGGGGCAGCCCCGCCGGGAAGCCCCUCGCCCCGCGGAAGCAGCAGCAGCAGCAGCAGCCACGCAGGCCCCGCGGGCCCCGCAGCAGCAGCAUCGGGAGGAGGAGGAGGGAGCGGCGCGGCCCCUGCCGCCAACCCCGGCGGAUCCCCGAGUGUGGCCUUGGCCGCCGCCUCCGCCGCCGCCAGCCUCAGGGAACUGGCCGCCCUCAGCCGCAGCAGCGCCCACCUCAAGAACCCCUCUCAGCUUCCUUAUGGAAAAGCUCUCUAUGCUUAUGAAGGGAAAGAGCCAGGUGAUUUGAAGUUUAACAAAGGAGAUAUUAUUAUACUGCGGCGAAAAGUAGAUGAUAAUUGGUAUCAUGGAGAACUCAAUGGAAAUCAUGGCUUUUUCCCAGCAAGUUAUAUCCAGUGUAUCAAGCCCCUUCCACCAGCUCCACCUCAAGGCAAAGCACUUUAUGACUUUGAAAUAAAGGACAAGGAUCAAGACAAGGACUGUUUGACCUUCACAAAGGAUGAAAUUUUGACUGUCAUCAGGAGAGUAGAUGAUAAUUGGGCAGAAGGAAUGCUGGGAGAUAAAAUUGGAAUAUUCCCUAUUCUUUAUGUGGAGCUCAACGAAUCAGCUAAACAACUUAUUGAGACGGACAAGACCAAUCUAGCUGCUGGCAGCGAUGUCCCCUUGCCAGCAGACACUAACCUGGCAAUAAACACGGUCCAGUGCUGUACCCUGAACAAUGCUGGAGCAGUCAGUGCCAUUCAGCGGCACGUUGACGGCAAGAAGAAUGCCAAGAAGCGCCACUCUUUCACGGCCCUGAGCAUGACACACAAAUCUUCCCAGGCCAUGAAUAACAGGCAUUCCAUGGAGAUUAGUGCCCCUGUCCUGAUCAGCUCAAGUGACCCCCGUGCAGCUGCCAGAAUUGGAGAUGUGACUCAUCUCUCAUCCAGUGCUCCAGUCCAGGAUUCUGCCUUAGCUGGAUCUGCAACCAUGGCUGGACCCAGAAUGAGUGCAAUCACUGGGGAUCAGGGAACACCACCAAAGGUCCAGCUACCUCUCAAUAUCUACUUGGCGUUGUAUGCAUACAAACCCCAGAAGACUGAUGAAUUGGAACUGCGUAAGGGUGAAAUGUAUCGUGUUAUUGAGAAGUGUCAGGAUGGCUGGUUCAAAGGGACAUCUUUGAGAAAUGGCUCUUCUGGUGUCUUUCCAGGCAAUUACGUUACUCCUGUUUCCAGGGUUCCUGCAGGCGCUGGUCAGUCCAGGAAUUUAUCAGGAGGCUCUCCAACAGCCAAAGGCUCUUCAGGAGUUGUUCACCCAGGAAGCCCGGCUCUUACAAACUGUGUGACCGUUGUCAGGCCAGCCGUUCCAAUCACUUCCCCUCCCAUGCAGCCCCAAGGAUCACCAGCCUCUCCACAGAUGAAUAACUGCGCUCGGUAUUCCCCACAGCAAGCAGUCAUCCAAUCCCGCAAUUCUGCUCAAAUGGUAGUGCACCCUUCAGUGCAAGCACAGGACCGGCCUACAGCUACUGUCUCACCAUUGAGAACACAAAAUUCCCCAUCACGCCUCCCAACAACCGUAGUCAGGCCACACUCUGUAGUAUCUCCUCAACACAUCCACCACUCCCCUGUUCAUGUCAUCCCUGGAGCCAGGCCCAUAAUUCCUCUCACAUCAGCAGCAGCAGCCAUCACUCCUCCCAAUGUCACUGCAGUCAAUCUGAAUGGAGAAGUAGGAAAUGGCCCCAUCAGUAGCCUGGUCACUUGCAGUCCAACCAACACAGCCUGCAAAGCAGAAGAGAGAAAAAACGAAAAGAAAGAAAAGAAAAGCGGACUGCUAAAACUUCUAGCAGGAGCAUCAACAAAAAAGAAAUCACGUUCCCCUCCAUCAAUGUCGCCAACACACGACCCUUUGGCCAUGGUGGAAGGCAUGCUACAGGGUGCUAUUGGACCAGAACUGUCUUCUCUCUCUAGCCAUGGAAGGGCCGGCUCAUGCCCAAUUGAAAGCGAAAUGCAAGGAGCGAUGGAGAUGGAACCUCUGCACAGAAAGACAGGCUCCUUGGAUUUGAAUUUUUCUAUUCCUUCUCCCAUAAGGCAGCUGCCACCCUCCAUGGCUGCCAUCCGUCCAGAACCUAAGCCAUUGUUUCGGGAAAGGUAUCGUGUUGUGGUUCCCUAUCCCCCACAAAGCGAAGCUGAGAUUGAACUGAAAGAAGGCGACAUUGUUUUUGUCCACAAGAAGAGGGAAGAUGGUUGGUACAAAGGGACAUUGCAGAGGAAUGGUAGGUCAGGCCUCUUUCCUGGAAGCUUUGUGGAGAGCUUCUAAAGGCCUUCCAUUUGGGACCUUGAGAGACCUUUCAGAAGGAAUUCCAUAGCACAAAACAAAGCCAACAGCAAAGGGAAACUUCUCUGAAUUUCCACUGCCAUAAUAAGAACUGUAAUUAUUAUUUCCAAAGACUCUCUGGGCUCUUUGAUAUUCAGCCCUGGAGACAAGGUCUCUUGCUGUGCUUUCAAACCCACAUACAGUACAUACAGCAGUAUGUUGGAGCAGUGCCUUCUACUUGGAAUCUAAGACUAAGAGGAUGCACGUUCGGGUUGUUAUCUAAACUGAAAUCCAGCCGCUAUACUUUGUGUAAAUGAUAGAGAAAAUAUGUUUUUAAAAGAAUUACAAAAACUCA